This is a messenger RNA of Ricinus communis (castor bean), 1251 nucleotides long. RefSeq lists its product as uncharacterized. The coding region runs from base 455 to 1006 and encodes 183 amino acids. NCBI's taxonomy places the organism in Eukaryota, Viridiplantae, Streptophyta, Magnoliopsida, Malpighiales, Euphorbiaceae. The transcript has a single exon. The record is from RefSeq and is a predicted model, not a curated record.
AUUUGAACAAAUUGGUUUUUAGUCCUUAUUUAUUGGCUUCUUUCCCGUUAAAAAGCACUUUUCUUUUUUGUGGAUAUUUCUCUCUUUUGUUAUUCUCGCUGUCUCUCUCUCUCUCUCUCUCUCUCUCGGAAUGAACCCGUAAAAUUCGACCCACGCACCAUUUCACAUGCUCUUUGCUCUCUCUCUUUUAAUUUAUAUUUCACAUUUUCUCAAACUUAUUCGUAACUUUUAUUACUAUCAAUCUCACCCAUUUUAUGCUGAUUCCAAUUCAGAAUUUCUAGGGUUUUAUUGCUUUUCUUUUUUUUUUUUUUCUUUCUGGGUAACUUGAACUUCAAUCUCCCAUCUUUAUUCACAUUCUUCAAGUUCUUUACCCUUUUUAGCCUCUGAUCUCAACUGGGUAUUGUUAAACUUGUAUUUUCUCGUUAGGGUUAGUGUUAAUUUCACAUAUUAAUCAAUGUCACAAGGCUUUGCAAUUGAGCUCUAUUUCGAUCCAGCUCUUGAAAAUCAAGUCUUGAAAGCAUGGAAUGUUUUAGCUCGACGACAAAUUAGUACCCAACUCAUUGAAAUCGAGUCUAGACCUCACAUAACUCUUUAUUCAAGCUCUUUUGUUGAACCCACAAAGCUUGAAUCAAUUGUCAAGACUUUUGCUUCAAAGCAAGAACCUUUACCUUUAUCUCUAUCUGCAAUUGGGGGCCUUCCAAAUGACAAUAAUGUCCUCUUUUUAGCACCUACACCUUCACUUUCACUUCUUCAAUUUCAAUCUCAGUUAUGUGAUGCAUUGAAGAAGGAAGGGAUUGAGAUUAGUGAAGAGUACAAACCUGAUUCUUGGAUUCCUUAUUGUGCUGUUGCUCAAGAUGUGCCAAGGGCAAGAAUUGGAGAGGCAUUUUGUGUCUUGAGAGAUUUGAAGUUACCUGUUAGUGGGUAUGCUAUGGAUAUUGGGCUGGUGGAGUUUUCACCUGUUCGUGAAUUAUUCUCAUUUGUGCUUGGUAACUGUGUAGAAGGAUGAAAUUUUCUUUAUUUUGGUGGAUUUGUUAUAACGUGUUACUUUUAUAAUCUUAGAUUCUAUAAUUUGAAUGAAUGUAUUACAUUUUUACAUGUUCUGUUUUGUUGUAGGUUUGUACUUGAAUGUUGCUAGUGUAGAGCAUGGUAGCAAAUUUGCAUUUUCUGUUUACGGGCAUAAGCUGCAAAUGAUGUAUCUACCUUGUUUCCCAUUAUCAAAUUUUAUUUUGUCAAAUGCUGACAUUGUUUUUA